Molecule: messenger RNA, 2066 nt
Organism: Fukomys damarensis (Damara mole-rat)
Lineage: Eukaryota; Metazoa; Chordata; Mammalia; Rodentia; Bathyergidae
Gene: Tmprss4
Product: transmembrane serine protease 4
Exons: 13
Coding region: 221-1528 (435 amino acids)
Biological process (GO): proteolysis
Cellular component (GO): membrane
Molecular function (GO): protein binding; serine-type endopeptidase activity
Source: RefSeq, a predicted model, not a curated record
UCCCCAAAUCACUACGGGAAUACGGCAGCAGAGCAGUCAGCUAGCCUAAAGGAGAAGAUGCUGGUCGUGAGGGACCAAAGCUGAUCCCACACUUAGGCCUCCAGGCAGCGCUGCCCAGCUGGCCAGCAGGGCCCGUCCCUGGAGUGGACGUGCUCCUCCAGCCUUUGGUUGCCCAUCUCAGCUCCAGGUUGUGGGAAAACUGGACAACCACAGAGCCAGCAUGGAUCCGAACAGUGACCAUCCUCUGAACGGCCUCGGUGCCACCCAUCUGCACAAGCCCCGCACACCAAUGGAGACCUUCAAAAAGGUGGGGAUCCCCAUCAUCGUGGCACUGCUGAGCCUGAUGGCCAUCAUCAUUGUGGCUGUCCUCAUCAAGGUGAUCCUGGAUAAAUACUACUUCAUCUGCCAGAACUCUCUGCACUUCAUCCCAAGGGAGCAGAUGUGUGACGGCCACCCUGACUGUGCCUCAGGGGAGGACGAGGAACCCUGUGUCAGGAACUUCCCUGAGCAGCCUGCUGGGACAGUCCGCCUCUCCAAGGACCGAUCCACCCUGCAGGUGCUGGACCCAACCACAGGGAACUGGGCCUCUGCCUGUUAUGACAACUUCACAGACGCUCUGGCCAAGAUAGCCUGUGGGCAGAUGGGCUAUGACAGCCAACCUGCUUUCAAACCUGUGAAGAUUAGCUGGGACCAGGAUCUGGAAGUCGUUGAAGUCACAGAAAACAGCCAAGAGCUUCAGGUGCAAAACUCAAGUGGACCCUGUGUCUCAGGCUCCCUGGUUUCUCUGCACUGCCUUGCCUGUGGGAGGAUCGCAAAGACUCCUCGGGUGGUGGGCGGGCAAGAGGCAUCUGUGGAUUCUUGGCCUUGGCAAGUCAGCAUCCAGUACAACAAGCAGCAUAUCUGUGGAGGGAGCAUCCUGGACCCUUAUUGGAUCCUCACAGCAGCCCACUGCUUCAGGAAACAUCUCGAUUUGUACAACUGGAAGGUGAGGGCUGGCUUUGACAAACUGGACAAUUUCCCAUCUCUGCCUGUGGCCAAGAUCUUCAUCGCUGAGCAAAAUAGCUCAUACCCUAAAGAGAAAGACAUCGCCCUCGUAAGGCUACAGCUCCCACUUACAUUCUCAGACACAGUCAGGCCCACCUGCCUGCCCUUCUUUGAUGAGGAGCUUGCUUCAGCCACCCCACUCUGGGUUGUUGGAUGGGGCUUUACAGAACAGAAUGGAGGGAAGAUGUCUGACACUCUGCUGCAGGCUUCAGUCCAGGUCAUUGAUCACACGCGGUGCAAUGCAGAGGAUGCAUACCAAGGAGAAGUCACUGAGAAGAUGCUGUGUGCAGGUGUCCCAGGUGGUGGUGUGGACACCUGCCAGGGUGACAGCGGGGGACCCCUGAUGUACCAGUCUGAGCAGUGGCAGGUGGUAGGCAUUGUGAGCUGGGGCUACGGCUGUGGUGGGCCAAGUACCCCAGGAGUGUACACCAAGGUCACAUCCUAUCUUAACUGGAUCUACAACGUGAGGCAGUCUGAGAUGUAAUACUGCUGUCCCUCUGAAGUGCUGAGCUGCUUCCCCCUGCCCUGCCCACCUGGAGACCCCCAGAAUUAAGAUUCAGAGCAAGAGCUCCCUCGGGCACAGCUGUCUGCCUGCAGUCUCAGGAUUGCUUGGAUCAGCAAAGGGCUUCUGCUCCUGAAAGAGACCCCACACCCCAGAGACACGCAGAAGGAAGUCAGCUGCCUUAACUCAGCCACCUCCAAGGAGUGACGCAGUGCACUGAACAGAACCAGCCUGGGAACCAGGCUUUAGAGGCAUUGCAGAAGUGAGAAGGAACCUUUCUCUACUAAAUGGAAGUGGCUCUUUCAUGAGAGCCCAGAGCACUAAGGACUGAAUGGAAGAGGAAAGGGCUUGGCAAGCCCUCUCCUCCACCCACCUCCAAGCCCCCUGGAGCAAGGAACCAAGUGUAAUGUAAAAUGUAGUGUUGUACUGUGGACAUGACUACUGCUACCUAUUACUGUUAUUAUUGAUGUGCUCACUUCAGCAGCACAUAUACUAAAACUGUUAUUAUUGAUACUUGUAU